UGGGGCUUUUCCAUUUUCUAAGCCUCCUUCUCUCAGCCGCUCGGCCCUCACUCGUCUUCGACAGUCUCUUCGGCCGUCGACAGUCUCCUUCUCCGUCGAUGCUCUCUUCCUCUCGAGUCUCGAAGCUCUCAUCCCUCUCCGGCGUGUCCUCGACCACCCCAAUCUACCAUCCUUUCAUCAAAAUUUCUCGAAUCGAAUUCGAAUGAUCAUUAAGUCUUCGAGUGGGAUAAGAACACGAAUUCGAACAUGUGGGUUAGGGUUGAAUUCGAACUCGAAUAGCAAGAUAUUCGCUCUGACUCGGUCGUUUACCAGCCCGCUGUGCCCGCUGAAAACGGGUCGGGUAAGGAAUUUGCCACCAAUGUACUCAGCAGGGAUUUAGCUCACCGCGUCGUCUCUCUCUCAUCCUAGCCCUAGCCCUAGCCCUAGCCCUAGCCCCACCUCCGGCCUCGUCGGAGGUGAUCAGUUGUCGCCAGCUCGUCGAUUCGCGCUCCUUCUUCCACGUCGUUUUCGGGAUCUCAUGACCAUGUCAUCAGAUACUGAGGAUUCAGAUAUUAGCAACCCUGCAGGCGGCCAAAGCGUGUACCUUUCCCGCAAAAAAGCUAAAGAGCAUGUCGAGCAGCUGCAAAGGCUUCAAGAAAAGGAUCCGGAGUUCUAUCAAUAUCUGAAAGACCAUGAUAAGGAGCUUCUGGAGUUCAAUAACAAAGACAUUGAUGAGGAUGAAGAAACGAUUUUCGAGGCUGAUGAGGAAACUCAACCCGCUGUGGAGUCACAAAAGAAGCCAGAAAAAGCAGUUACAACUGCAAUGGUUGAUUCCUGGUGCAAAGCAAUUAAAGAAGAAAGAAGGCUUGGUGCAAUUAGAUCUAUGUUGCGGGCCUUUCGUUUUGCCUGCCAUUGCGGUGAUGACAGUGAUGUCACAUCACCAAAAUUUAGUAUCGUCUCGAGCAAUGUUUUCAAUAAAAUAAUGGUGUUUGUUCUGAAUGAAAUGGAUGGCAUUCUCCGUGGUUUGCUUGGUGCUCCAAACACUGGAGGGAGAAAGGAAACAAUUAUGGAUCUAACAACCACAAAAACCUGGACGAAACAUGGCACUUUAAUGAGGAUAUAUCUUAGCAACACACUUCACAUAUUGACAGAAAUGACCGAUGAGCAGAUGAUCUCGUUCACCUUGAAACGCGUGAAGGCAUCAGGUGUAUUUUUAGCUGCCUUUCCUACUCUCUUGAGGAAAUACAUCAAGGUAGCACUCCAUUCAUGGGGCACUGGAAGAGGUGCACUCCCAAUUGUGUCAUUCCUAUUCCUAAGGGACUUGUGUGUUCGACUUGGUUCGGAUUGCCUUGAUACUUGCCUCAAGGGUAUGUACAAGGCCUAUGUGAUGAAUUGUAAAUUAUCUAAAUCUGUAAGUAGAUCAAAGCAGCAGCACAUUCAUUUUCUUGGAAAUUGUGUAACUGAACUCUAUGGAGUGGACGUACCAAGUGCAUAUCAACAUGCUUUUGUAUUCAUCCGUCAACUGGGCGUGAUAUUACGAGACGCCCUUACUGUAAGAGGGGAUAAGGUAGUUAAAGAGAAGAACAACAAAAAACAGCGAGAUGGAAGCAAGAGCAAGAAGCAACUGGAUAAAGCAUAUCAGAAGGUCUAUGAUUGGCAAUUCAUCAGUUGUCUUGAACUAUGGACUGGAGUUAUUUGUGCCUAUAACUCAGAAGCUGAGUUUGGGCCUUUAGCAUACCCACUUGCUCAAAUAAUUUCUGGUGUAGCAUCUCUGGUUCCCACGGCUCGAUACAUCCCUCUCAGGCUUCGAUGCAUGAAAAUGCUCAACCGCCUAGCCGGAGCCACUGGUACCUAUAUUCCUGUGUCUUCACACCUUCUUGAUAUGUUGGAAAUGAAAGAGUUGCAUAAACGCUCCACUGGGGGUGUAGGUAAAGCAGUCAAUUUGCUUAGUGUUAAACAGGUUGACAAGACAACACUAAAAACUCGCGCCUUCCAGGAGGAAUGUACAUAUUAUUUGGUUGAAGAACUCGCUGAACAUUUGGCUCAGUGGAGCUAUUCUCCUGCCUUCUUUGAGCUGUCAUUUAUUCCACUUGUUAGGCUUCGAAGCUUUUGCAAGUCCACAGAUGUUGACAGGUCUAGGAGGGAAAUAAAAGAUCUUAUACGCCAGGUUGAGGCCAAUUCAGAAGUUACUAAUUCCAAGCGUGCAACUGCUGAUAUCUCACCAGAUUUAAUAGCCAUUGAAUCCUUUCUUAAGGCUGAGAAGGAGUCCGGGUCCAGCCCUCUUUCCCAAUUUGCUGAUCAAUUACGCCUGAGAGCUCAACAGAGGAUUGACGCAAUGGUGGAUUCUAGUGUUAUUGUGGGAGCAGAAUCUUCUAUAUUUAGCAGCAAAUUAUCUGAAAUUGAGGAGGAUGAAGAACACGAAGCAGAUGAGGAAGAAGCAAAUAAUGUCUUUAGCUCAUCCUGGUUGCCUGAAAAGAAAUCCAAGGUUCCGAAGGAAAAGCCUAAAGAAUCAAAGAAGCGCAGCCAUGAAGAGUAUGAGGUAGAGGGUGAUGAAGAUCUGGUCGAGGACCUGGUCUUGAGUUCAGAUGAGGAUGGUGAUGACAAGUCCAAAGUCGACUCUGCUUCUGAAGAUGAAGAUCAUCCCUCACUGCAACUGUCAAAUAAGAAACGAAAGCCCGACAACUCUUCUAAACAGAAUACUAGGAAUGGGAGGUCAGUAUCGAAUUCCUCCAAAAAGAGGCGUCCUCGUCCUAAGAAGGCAAGCAAAGGUUCAAAAUAAUAACAUGUGCAAAGUUUCUAGGAAGGAAAUUUUGAGUUUUAAAAUGGGGUAUGUUUAUUGAAUGUCUUGGUCUUGAUACUUUAUUUUUUAAUCCGUUUUUCAUUUGUUAUGAGUGUAAUUUUGUUUUUUGAUCUUGUGAAUCAACGAGAACAAGAAAGGUUUUAGCUUAGAAUUUUUGGCACUAAAAAUGUUAAUUCUUUUCUUUCUUUAUGGUUGUUACUAUGUAUUAUUUUAGCAAGGGAUACUCGGUCUUCAUUCUGAGGAGCCA
This is a messenger RNA of Asparagus officinalis (garden asparagus), 3026 nucleotides long. RefSeq names its product nucleolar complex protein 2 homolog. Gene Ontology annotation, cellular component: nucleoplasm; Noc1p-Noc2p complex; nucleolus. Lineage: Eukaryota; Viridiplantae; Streptophyta; Magnoliopsida; Asparagales; Asparagaceae. Bases 518 to 2758 code for a protein of 746 amino acids. The record is from RefSeq and is a predicted model, not a curated record. Gene Ontology annotation, biological process: ribosomal large subunit biogenesis. The transcript is spliced from 15 exons.